Molecule: messenger RNA, 8378 nt
Organism: Symphalangus syndactylus (siamang)
Lineage: Eukaryota; Metazoa; Chordata; Mammalia; Primates; Hylobatidae
Gene: PHLPP2
Product: PH domain and leucine rich repeat protein phosphatase 2
Cellular component (GO): cytoplasm
Molecular function (GO): protein binding
Source: RefSeq, a predicted model, not a curated record
UCGCGCGCGCCGCCGAGGUUCCGCACGCCGUCGCGCGGGCCGGGCGUCUCUGUGCAGCCUGGGUCGCCGAUGGGGGAGGUGGAGCCCGGGCCCGCGGGCCCGCUGGAGCCCCCGGAGCCGCCCGAAGCGCCCGCGAGCCGCCGGCCGGGAGGGAUCCGGGUCCUGAAGAGAAAUAUGAAACGCAAUGGGAGCAGAAAUUGUUUGAAUAGGAGAAGUAGGUUUGGUUCUCGAGAAAGAGACUGGCUAAGAGAAGAUGUAAAGAGAGGCUGUGUUUACCUUUAUGGAGCAGACACUACCACUGCCACUACAACCACCACCACCUCCUCUUCCUCUUCCUCCUCCUCCUCUUCCUCUGACUUACAUCUGGUCCUUUGCACUGUAGAGACACCAGCAUCAGAAAUAUGUGCUGGAGAGGGAAGAGAAAGUCUUUAUUUACAGCUUCAUGGAGACCUGGUCAGGAGACUGGAACCUACUGAACGACCUCUUCAGAUUGUUUAUGAUUACUUAUCCAGGCUGGGAUUUGAUGAUCCUGUGCGCAUACAAGAGGAGGCUACAAAUCCUGACCUCAGCUGUAUGAUUCGAUUUUAUGGUGAAAAACCAUGCCACAUGGAUCAUUUGGAUCGAAUCCUACUGUCUGGCAUCUAUAGUGUACGCAAGGGAAAGACCCAGCUGCAUAAGUGGGCUGAGCGCCUAGUUGUCCUCUGUGGUACCUGCCUUAUUGUUUCCUCAGUGAAGGAUUGUCAGACUGGAAAGAUGCACAUUUUGCCUUUGGUUGGUGGAAAGAUAGAAGAAGUGAAGCGACGGCAAUACUCCCUUGCUUUCAGCUCAGCAGGAGCCCAAGCUCAGACCUAUCAUGUCAGCUUCGAGACUUUGGCCGAGUACCAGCGAUGGCAACGGCAAGCAUCCAAGGUGGUGUCCCAGCGAAUCAGUACCGUGGAUCUCUCAUGUUACAGCCUCGAGGAGGUUCCUGAGCAUCUCUUCUAUAGUCAAGAUAUUACCUACCUCAACUUGCGACACAACUUCAUGCAGUUAGAAAGACCCGGAGGCCUCGAUACACUCUACAAAUUUUCUCAACUGAAGGGCCUGAACUUGUCCCAUAAUAAACUUGGGUUGUUUCCUAUAUUGUUAUGCGAGAUCUCUACCCUGACUGAGCUCAACCUUUCCUGUAAUGGAUUUUAUGACCUACCAAGUCAAAUUGGCAAUCUGCUAAAUCUUCAAACCCUCUGUCUUGAUGGCAACUUUCUGACUACUUUACCUGAAGAAUUGGGAAAUCUACAACAGCUUUCCUCCUUGGGAAUUUCCUUCAACAACUUUAGUCAGAUUCCUGAGGUUUAUGAGAAACUCACUAUGUUAGAUAGAGUGGUUAUGGCAGGAAAUUGCCUGGAAGUCCUGAACUUAGGGGUGCUGAAUAGGAUGAACCAUAUCAAGCAUGUGGAUUUAAGGAUGAACCAUUUGAAAACCAUGCUUAUUGAAAAUCUGGAGGGAAAUAAACACAUCACCCAUGUGGAUCUGCGGGAUAACCAACUGACUGACUUGGAUCUUAGCUCCUUAUGCAGCUUGGAACAGCUGCACUGUGAGCGGAAUCAGCUGAGGGAGCUAACACUCAGUGGCUUCUCCCUUCGGACCCUCUAUGCCAGUUCCAACAAGCUGACAGCAGUGAACGUCUAUCCAGUACCCAGCCUGCUCACUUCCUUGGAUCUCUCCCGAAACCUGCUAGAGUGUGUCCCUGACUGGGCCUGUGAAGCAAAGAAGAUAGAAGUAUUAGAUGUGAGCUAUAAUCUUCUCACAGAGGUUCCCGUGAGAAUUCUGAGUAGCUUGAGUCUUAGAAAACUGAUGCUGGGACACAAUCAUGUGCAAAACCUCCCAACACUGGUAGAGCACAUCCCCCUUGAGGUGUUGGAUCUUCAGCAUAAUGCACUCACGAGGCUGCCAGACACCCUCUUCUCCAAGGCCUUAAAUCUCAGAUACUUGAAUGCAUCUGCAAAUAGUCUGGAGUCUUUACCAUCCGCCUGCACUGGAGAGGAGAGUUUGAGUAUGCUGCAGCUGCUUUAUCUGACCAACAAUCUCCUGACGGAUCGGUGCAUACCUGUCCUGGUAGGGCACCUGCACCUGCGAAUCUUGCACCUUGCAAACAAUCAGUUACAGACCUUUCCUGCAAGCAAACUAAAUAAAUUGGAGCAAUUGGAGGAACUGAACCUAAGUGGCAACAAGCUUAAAACCAUUCCCACAACCAUAGCAAACUGCAAAAGGCUGCACACCCUUGUCGCACACUCCAACAACAUCAGCAUUUUCCCAGAAAUACUGCAGUUGCCUCAGAUCCAGUUUGUAGACCUAAGUUGCAACGACUUGACAGAAAUCCUGAUUCCAGAGGCUUUGCCUGCUACAUUACAAGACCUUGACCUGACUGGAAAUACAAAUCUGGUUCUGGAACACAAGACACUGGACAUAUUUAGCCAUAUCACAACCCUGAAAAUUGAUCAGAAACCUUUGCCAACCACAGAUUCUACAGUUACGUCAACCUUCUGGAGCCAUGGACUGGCUGAGAUGACAGGGCAGAGAAAUAAGCUGUGUGUCUCAGCACUUGCUAUGGAUAACUUUGCAGAGGGGGUGGGAGCUGUGUAUGGCAUGUUUGAUGGAGACCGAAAUGAGGAGCUCCCACGCCUGCUGCAGUGUACGAUGGCAGAUGUGCUUUUAGAAGAGGUACAGCAAUCAACUAAUGACACAGUUUUCAUGGCUAACACCUUCUUGGUAUCUCACAGGAAAUUAGGAAUGGCUGGCCAGAAGUUGGGCUCCUCCGCUCUCCUGUGCUACAUCCGCCCUGACACUGUCGAUCCAGCAAGUAGCUUUAGCUUGACUGUAGCCAAUGUUGGCACGUGUCAAGCAGUCCUGUGCCGAGGUGGGAAGCCAGUGCCCCUCUCUAAAGUCUUCAGCCUGGAGCAGGACCCAGAGGAGGCGCAAAGGGUGAAGGACCAAAAAGCCAUCAUCACAGAGGACAACAAAGUGAAUGGGGUAACCUGCUGUACCCGCAUGCUGGGCUGUACAUACCUCUACCCUUGGAUCCUCCCCAAGCCCCACAUAUCUUCCACUCCGCUGACCAUUCAAGAUGAGUUGCUGAUUCUGGGAAACAAAGCAUUGUGGGAACACUUGUCCUACACAGAAGCUGUCAAUGCUGUACGUCAUGUACAAGACCCAUUAGCAGCUGCUAAGAAGCUGUGCACGUUAGCGCAGAGCUAUGGCUGUCAGGACAAUGUAGGGGCGAUGGUGGUUUAUUUGAAUAUUGGUGAGGAAGGCUGCACUUGUGAAAUGAAUGGGCUCACUCUCCCAGGUCCUGUGGGAUUUGCUUCAACCACCACUAUCAAGGAUGCCCCUAAGCCAGCCACUCCAUCCUCUAGCAGUGGGAUUGCCUCUGAGUUCAGCAGUGAGAUGUCCACCUCAGAGGUGAGCAGUGAAGUGGGGUCCACUGCUUCUGAUGAGCAUAAUGCUGGGGGCCUGGACGCUGCCUUGCUUCCGAGGCCAGAGCGGCGCUGCAGCCUCCACCCAACACCCACCUCUGGGCUGUUUCAGCGCCAGCCUUCUUGUGCUACCUUCUCCAGUAACCAGUCUGACAACGGCCUGGACAGUGAUGAUGACCAGCCCGUUGAGGGGGUCAUAACCAAUGGCAGCAAGGUAGAGGUGGAAGUAGACAUCCACUGCUGCAGGGGGAGGGAUCUGGAGAACUCACCCCCUCUCAUAGAGAGUUCUCCUACCCCGUGUUCUGAGGAACAUGCUAGAGGGUCGUGUUUUGGGAUCCGAAGACAGAACAGUGUGAAUAGUGGCAUACUCCUGCCAAUGAGCAAGGACAGGAUGGAGUUACAGAAGUCUCCCUCCACCUCCUGCCUCUAUGGGAAGAAACUCUCCAAUGGCUCUAUUGUGCCCCUAGAGGACAGCCUGAACCUCAUUGAAGUGGCCACAGAAGUGCCCAAGAGGAAAACUGGCUAUUUUGCUGCCCCCACUCAGAUGGAACCAGAGGACCAGUUUGUUGUGCCUCGUGACCUGGAAGAAGAAGUGAAGGAACAAAUGAAACAGCACCAGGACAGCCGGCUCGAGCCUGAGCCCCUCGAAGAGGAUCGGACCGAGCCCCCGGAGGAGUUUGACACAGCACUAUGACUGCCCCACUGGGCACAGUGUGGGAGGAGGCUGUGCAGGGUUGGAGUAGGGACCUGCCAGAGGCAUUCUGCCUCUAUGUUUCUUUUUGUUUGUUUGUUGUUUUUUUUUUUUCUUGAGACAGAGUCUCGCUCAGGCUGGAGUGCAAUGGUGCGGUCUCGGGUCACUGCAACCUCUGCCCCUGGGUUCAAGCCAUUCUCCUGUCUCAGCCUCCCGAGUAGCUGGGAUUACAGGCACCCGCCGUUAUGCCCGGCUAAGUUUUAUUUUUUUUUUUUAGAGACGGGGUUUCACCAUGUUGGCCAGGCUGGUGUUGAACUCCUGACCUCAGGUGAUCCACCCUCCUCCCCCUCCCAAAGUGCUGGGAUUACAGGCGUGAGCCACCACGCCCAGCCCUGCGUCUACAUUUCUAAACCAUAGCUGUGUGGGGUUGAACUCAGAGCCAAAAAGUGUGAGAGCCAUCAGGGGCUGGCUCUGGAUAAACUGGUAGCCACCAUCAGUGUUAAGUUUCACAUUUAACCUGCAUUGGAAUUCCCAGGGGGUACUGGGAAGAAAGCAGCUGUUCUGUAUCAGUCCUACCACCUGCCAUUAACCCUUUCUCUCCUAGGAUCAUUUUGAGAAUUUGCCUGCCUGGGCAGGAAAGGGACUAUUUCUGUGGAGGAAAAAAGUGAAGAUUGAUUCUCUUUACUAGUUGCUGCUGAUGGAUCUCUGUGACAGAGAAACCACCUUAUCUCAGACUAAUGGGGUGUGAUGUGACUAGUCACAUGGCUUUUCAUUCUUCUCUACGAGAAUACAGCCUAUCAAAAUGAUGUCUGUUGGAAAUGUAGAACCAAUCAAACAGAUAAUUUAUGUAUGUAAUGUAAUGAGAGCACUUUUCAUUGACUGUGAACUUUUUAUUUUUGAAUCUGCACUCGAGCCAAUCUUCUUAGAGGCAGCCCGGCACCUUCAUCCAUAGGCAGAGAGAGAAUUGGGUGUUGGAGACUUCUUCGAGGGUAUAGGAAGGGCCCUGUGAAGUUGAUUUAACUGUUGGAUGUCAGACUGUGAAAGCUCCUGAGAAACUUGGGGUAAUAGAAUCUUCUUUUGGGGAUGAAAAUGGGGAAGGCAUGAGGACCUAGACUACUUCUCCCUAGAUCAGAAAAAGAGAAUUACCCCUUGACAAAUAUGAUAUCUGCUAGGUAUUUCCCAGGGAAAUUUAGGGAUUGGCCUCUUUCCCUAGCAUGUGGUGGAAUUGGCAGACAGCUUCCUAAGGUGGGGGGGGAGGGCCAAGGCUGACACUGCUUGCAUCCACGUGACCUUAAGUUAUGGCAGAUGACUCUGAAACGGACUGAGGCCAAUGAGAACAGAUGGAUGGAGCACUCAGGUUAGACUUGUUCCUUCUCCUAUGCUGGAGGAGAGGGAUGGUUCUCUAGAAUGUUGGAAGUGAGUUGAGGGCUUGCCUCUUGAAUGUUGAACAGUGUACUCUUCUGAAAACUGCAUAUUCACUUUAUGUGGUUUCAGAAUACUGGGCUCAAUACUAACAUAAGAAAGAACUUCAUUGAGAAAUUCUUAAACUUACAGAAAACCUAUACUUUUUGCACAUUCCACAUAACCCUAGCAAAAUGCAGUUUCUUCAUAUUUCUGUCACUUUUUCCAUUGGAAGAUUUGCUUAGAAAAAUUAAUUCCUAUUUAUUCCCACAAAAUGUUGGCAUUGCUUGAUUUUACCCAAUGGCGAAUGUGCUUUGAUUUCUUGGAACAUUUUUACAAUUAAAAAUAAAGUAGAGCCAUUUUUAAUUUGUUUCAUCAGAAACAAUAUGUUAAAGAGAGGGUUAAAUAUAAAUAUAUUUUCGUGUGUAUUUUUGGGAAGAUUUUUUUUCAAAGCAAUAGUCAAAAAUCAGAUGACCUGUCCAUAAUAAUUAUGUGUCUUCAUCUUCUCAGAGGCCCCAUGCCCAUAUGCGUGUGUCAUUGGGAUACACUCUUUUUUUUUUUUUUUUUUUUUUUUUUGAGACGGAGUCUCGCUCUGUCGCCCAGGCUGGAGUGCAGUGGCGCGAUCUCGGCUCACUGCAAGCUCCGCCUCCUGGGUUCACGCCAUUCUCCUGCCUCAGCCUCUCCGAGUAGCUGGGACUACAGGCGCCCACCACCACGCCCGGCUAAUUUUUUGUAUUUUUAGUAGAGACGGGGUUUCACCAUGGUCUCGAUCUCCUGACCUCGUGAUCCGCCCGCCUCGGCCUCCCAAAGUGCUGGGAUUACAAGCGUGAGCCACUGCGCCCGGCCCGUCAUUGGGAUACACUCUUGGGGGAUUUGGUACACUCUAAUGGAUGUCUAAUGUUCAACCCCUCGAGAAUCUGAACUUGAGUGCCCAGAUUGUCAAACUACUGGUCAGCUAUUGAGAAUUUUAGAACUCAGGUCUUUGAUUUGAAGUAGGGAACACAGUGGCUCACACAGAGUUUAGGUGCUGUUAGAAAGAUGGGAACAAGAGUGUUUUGCCACCUUAUUUUUAUAUGGGAAAUUUUUUUUUUUAAUGAAGAAAAAGUGAAAUAACAGGAUGAUAGUGAAGAGUGAUGUAAAACAUCUUACUUAGACAGCAGAACCUUCGGGUUGUAGAAUAGUGAUGUCUAAAAAUUAAAGUUAUUUUGGGAAUACACCACUUUAAUAGUAUAGUCUUAUAAAAAUAAUUCAUUAUGGUGAACCCCUUUCUUGUCUGCUAUUCGUUUCCCACCCUACUUAUUGGAACCACCUCAAAACCCAGUUCUGAAAUGACCUUACCAAAAGUAAAUGUAUUUACUUUUUAGUCAGCAGAACACUGUAAUUCCAGAUGUUCUUCUGUGUGGUAGAAUUUUUUUUCAGGAACCAUUAGGUCGUAUUGAAAAUCUUUAUUAUAGGCAAUACCAAAACUGAUUAUUCUUUUUUGCAGUCUGCUUUAAUUCAUGUCCUGCAGUUGCUCUGUAUUAAAACAGGGUAAAAAGGCCAUAGCCCAUUAUGAAAAAUAUAAUACAAAACUUUGACCUAUGAGGUAAGUUACAGACAUUGUGUUUUCUAAACAGGCUGUCAGUGAAAGCCAGUAUCUGUCUCCAGGUGAAUGUAAUCUACUUCCGAGUACUUUACCCAGAGGAUGUGUUCCCCGGGUGGGCGGAGUACAGUUGAUCUCUAGCACAGAGAUUCUGGCCUCUGCAUAUUCUCAGGUCUCUGUGUGUACCUCCCAUUGAGUAGAGAAGCUUAAGAUAAUUUCUGAGAGAAGAACACUGCUGAUUAUGGGAGCAGUUUAGGAGUCCAUGGAAGAAAGAAAAAUACAUGUGUCUUGACAGCCAUGGUAUAUUUUUGUCCAAAUGGAUUGGAAGGAUAUUUGAAAAUUUGAAUGUUGGUAUGACAUAAAGCUGCAGUGCACUAUAGAGUCAAGUCAUUGAAUUACCACUCCUGAUACAGGGCUUUAUUGUACUACUGUGAAGUGUAUGUGUGCAAUACAUUGGUGAGUUCAUUUACUGGUGUAGAGCCAGCAGGAGCAGCGUGGUCAUUGCUGGGUGCUAUUACAGUUGCUUGUAGUGAGUGCUAUUUUCCAGGAGAUGGAGCCAGUUGGGUGUGGCAGAUCUACUGAAUAUCAAAUGAUGCUCUUCUUCCCAUGUAGACCUUUAGCAAAAGCCGGUACUUGGAAGCCACAGGCUCACCUUCUCUAUCUAUCCAAUAAUUAUUAAUGAAGAGACCUCCAUAAGGGAGCAGCUGGCUGUUAUGGAUAAAUGUACCAAUUAUUAAAUAAUUAGUCUCCAAGCCAUUCAGUGAUGUCUUCAGCAUCACUAUAGAACUGUCUAGUGUCACUUUUUACUUCCUUCUGGGUGGAGGCUUUCAGACUCCUGAUUAUGAAGGCAAGUUAAUCUUUCUCUCCAGUUAGUGACUUCUGCCCCAUAGUUGGGUAAGCACUUCCUAGAUUGAGAAAAAGCAGCUACAGUCAAUCCUGCUUUGUUUCCCUCAUUUGGUGAUCAGUCAGUCACACAUAAACUCCUUGUAUUCUAAAUUUCAUGCACUUCUCCCAGAUGCUAUAGGGUUUUCUCUCACUGUUGCCAAUGGAUGUCAUCCAGACAGUGGGCUCAUAUCUUACGGUUUUGUGCAAUCAUUGUCGUAUUGUAGUCUUAAGACUCAUUAUAGUGUAUUUUUGAUAUUUUUGAAAUGUGUUAAAUUUUUUAAUUCAAUAAUAUGAGCCAGAGCAUGUUGCAGCAAAUCUGUUUGUAAAAAUAACAAUAACAAUAAUAAAUAAAAUAAAGUGGAAUCUC